CGGCCCGUUUGGGAGGGAGUCCGCAUGUGGUCAGCGCGGGGUUCCUAAGCCAGCCCCCAGCUCACAUUACACUCUAUUUAUAACCUCCCGAAGCCGUUUCCCCCUAGCAGGCAGGCAGGCAGCAUUCUCUGGGACCACCUUCUCUUGGCUUCUACCUCUCUCCUCCUCUUCCUCCUCCUCCUCCUCCUCGUCCUCUUCCUCCUUCUCGCCCUCUUCCUCCUCCUCGUCCUCCUCCUCGUCCUCCUCUUCCUCCUCCUCCUCCUCCCCUUGACAUCGGAGCGUCUGAAAGCAGCAGCGCGGCCGGACUAUUCCUCCUUCCUUCCCUCUCUUCCUCUUGCUUCUUCCCGGGAUUGGCACAGCCGGCGGCCAGCGGGACCGACGGACGCACAGCCGGACCCAGCCCUCUAGGCUUCUCUUGGGCCGACGCAGCCGGGCAGGGCAGGGCAGGCCGGAGCCGAGCGGAGUAGCCCGGGGUCAAGCGGGGCAGCCCGGGGCCGAGUAGGGGGCGGGGGCUCUGAGUACACCGCUGGCUGAGCCAGGACGGCUGAGGUGGAGGCAUCUGUCCGCAAGCUCCCGCCGCCGGGCAGCAGCCGCGCCUCGCAUGCUAUGGAGCACCCGCUGUUCGGCUGCCUGCGCAGCCCGCACGGCACUGCGCAGGGCCUGCACCCCUUCUCGCAGUCCUCGCUGGCCCUUCACGGCCGUUCGGAUCACAUGUCCUACCCCGAGCUCUCGCCCUCGGCCUCGUCGUGUAUAAUCGCUGGUUACGCCAACGAGGAGGGCAUGUUCGCCAGCCAGCACCACCCGCGCGGCCACCACCAUCACCAUCAUCAUCACCACCACCACCCGCAGGCACCCCCGCCGCCGCCACCUCCGCCACCCCCGCCUCAGCAUCAGGCGCUGCAGGGUAGCUGGCACCUCCCGCCCCUGGCUUCGCCGCCCGCCGCCGCCCGCCACAGCCUGUGCCUGCAACCCGACGCCGGCGGCGGCCCGGAGCUGGGCAGCAGUGGCCAGGGUCUGUGCGCCUCGUCGGGCAGCCUGGGGGCCAGCACGCCCACGGGGGCGGCUUGCGCACCAGGGGACUACGGGCGCCAGGCGCUGUCCCCUGGGGACGCUGAGAAAAGGGCCGGCAAGAGAAAGAGCGACAGUUCAGAUUCCCAGGAAGGAAAUUACAAGUCAGAAGUAAAUAGUAAGCCCAGGAAGGAGAGGACAGCCUUCACCAAGGAGCAGAUCCGGGAGCUUGAGGCAGAAUUUGCUCAUCAUAACUACCUAACCAGACUGAGGAGAUAUGAGAUUGCAGUGAACUUGGAUCUCACGGAAAGGCAGGUGAAAGUCUGGUUCCAAAACAGGAGGAUGAAAUGGAAGCGAGUAAAAGGAGGCCAGCAAGGGGCAGCUGCCCGGGAAAAGGAACUGGUGAAUGUGAAAAAGGGGACCCUGCUGCCUUCAGAGCUCUCCGGCAUUGGGGCCACUGGCCUGCAGCACACAGGGGACUCAUUAGCCAAUGAUGACAGCCAUGAUAGCGACCACAGCUCUGAGCAUGCUCACUUAUGAUACCAAGCGCGGGAUGCACUGAGCGAGCGCCGUUCUCAGGAAAGAAAUGCUAGCAUGGCGAGCCUUACUUACCCAGACAUGGUUUACAGAGGGAGAAGACAAUGGCAAUGAGCAUUGGCUUUCUGAGAGUCAGCCUUCUUUCACUUGCACCUCUUGAGCUAUAGAGGACUGACAAGUGCCACUUCUCUCCAAGGGGUCCCCACAGUGAUGAUGCUGAAGAUGGACUUGCUUGGAACAUUCCGCACUCGUAGGCCAUGCCUUGGACAAUGGGCAGGCCUUUGUUUGCUUAGCUUGCACUGAAAAAUAAAUUGCUAUUGAGAGCAACAUAGGAGACAUUUUAUCCUGAACAGUCCCAGGGCCCCGACUCACUGUUUAGUGGAUAAGAAAUGUAUAACUUUGUAUAUAUUUACCUUAAGGCAUUUUCCUGUCUUCACUAACUUUUGCAAAGCAUUCAUAUUAGCUGAUGGCAAUAGACACUCCUAAUGCCAAUCUUCAUUUUGUCUCCCUGUCUGUUUUCUUGUUCCAAAGACAGUGUACAUGCUAACAUGUGUUCUUUCCAGUAGAAGAAGAUGGAGUAGAAGAGAUGGAUGGAACACACACUUCUUUGUACCACAGACAAAACAAAUCUUCUGUUGCAUUUACUAUCAACUGCUGCUAAUAGGGUAUUAUAAACCUUACCUAGCUCCUCAAUUUUUCUAUCUUAUAGCUUGAAAAAAUAAUUUUUAAGGAUCAUAAAAGUCAAUCAUCUUUAAGAAGAGUUUGUAUGCCAACUAUUGUCCAGCGUCAUCUCUAUAAAAUAUUAGGUAUUGCUUCCACAAUGGGCAAUAUGCCAAUUCACCAGAAAAGGUUGUUUUUAUGUUGUUUUUCAAUAUGGCAUUGAAUGGCAAUAAAUAAAUUGUAAAUCAAAGUUGGUAGUUGGUAGUUCAGAAAUGGUCUCUAGCUUAAGUUCAUGUUAAUAAACCUACAUAAUGUUUCAUAUGUAUGUACAUAUAAAACACCAAAGCCUUAACAGAAAACAUGAUUGUAAUUAGCAAGAAAAGUUUAA
Dromiciops gliroides (monito del monte) is the source of this 2593-nucleotide messenger RNA. It is a transcript of the gene MEOX2, whose product is annotated as mesenchyme homeobox 2. Gene Ontology annotation, molecular function: DNA-binding transcription factor activity, RNA polymerase II-specific; RNA polymerase II cis-regulatory region sequence-specific DNA binding. Gene Ontology annotation, biological process: positive regulation of transcription by RNA polymerase II. Bases 607 to 1548 code for a protein of 313 amino acids. The record is from RefSeq and is a predicted model, not a curated record. NCBI's taxonomy places the organism in Eukaryota, Metazoa, Chordata, Mammalia, Microbiotheria, Microbiotheriidae. Gene Ontology annotation, cellular component: nucleus. The transcript is spliced from 3 exons.